UAUGAUGUUUCACAGUCUCUAACUCGCCAUAUUGUUGUGGUUCGCUCUGGUUUCCGUGUUGUUGCUGGUUCUGAUCCGCGCUGGUCCCGGCUCUACUCUCCCUCUCUGUGCCCGGGCUCCCCUCACUGCUCCCCGGCUUUUCUCCCUGAGGCUGCCCGCCAUGCUGAAGCGGAGCUCCGGGUGUGUCGUUGUUGUUGUGCUGCUGUUCGGCGCCGCAGCAGCGCUGAGCCCCACAUCAGCGCCUAAAGCACCAUGCAAGACUUUUACAACCUGUGACAGCUGCCUCUCAAAUGUGUCGUGCCUGUGGUGCCAGACCAACCUCUCCUGUACGGAGUACCCGGUGGCCCACCUGCUCCCCCCGGCCUCCAUCUGUACGCUGUCUCAGGCCCGCUGGGGCGUGUGCUGGGUGAAUUUCGAGGCGCUGAUCAUUGCCAUGGCGGUGGUGGGCGGAGUGCUGCUGUUGGGAAUCACAGUGUGCUGCUGCUGCUGCUGCUGUCGCUGUCAGCGAUCGUCACGGCCGGACCGCGAUGAGGAGGAGUUCGCCAGGAGGAGAGAGGAGAUCAAACAGCGCUCAGACGACCGGAAGGCGGAGAGGAGAGCGAGGCACGAUGAAAUCCGGAAGAAGUAUGGCCUCAUUCCUGACUCGGAUCAUCCCUACAGCCGCUUCGAAAACGAGUGAGGCAGGAGCCGCCUGGAGAACCCAGAAGAACGGAGGGGUUCUCCGCAAACGUCUCGGCUCCAUCAGCACGUCUGCAGUCAUCCUUCAGCUCCUUCAUUAAUUCCGUAUCCGUCUGAUUUAUUCCACACCUCCUCGGUUCCUCUCAGCACAGCCUCAUGAUUCCAGCUUGUGUUACAGGAAUGAUGGGAAAAGUCUCCCAGUUUGGUUUCGUUUCUCUCUGAGUUCUGAGUCACGGCUGAAGUUGCUUUUUGACACUUUAUUCACUCCUAAAUGUGAAAUUUACUCGUUUUCAAUCUGUUGUUUUAAUCACUCAGCUGUGCUCCUCUUAAACGUUUCCUAAUAAAGUGAAGUUGACUUUUA
Colossoma macropomum (tambaqui) is the source of this 1039-nucleotide messenger RNA. Its product is annotated as pituitary tumor-transforming gene 1 protein-interacting protein. The coding region runs from base 161 to 679 and encodes 172 amino acids. Gene Ontology annotation, biological process: protein import into nucleus. The transcript is spliced from 7 exons. Gene Ontology annotation, cellular component: cytoplasm; nucleus. The record is from RefSeq and is a predicted model, not a curated record. Lineage: Eukaryota; Metazoa; Chordata; Actinopteri; Characiformes; Serrasalmidae.